GUGCUUUUCUCAACCAAGGGUGUAGAUAACUGUUACUGGCCCAAGCGUGCUCAGAUCCAGAUCAAGUCGUUGGCAUUGGGCUCAACUUCAGACAAAGAAAUGCGCUACGACAACUCCACGGUCUCGGAGCAGACACCGCUCCUGAGGGAACAGGCUCAACCCCCAGGCACUAACACCCAUGAACAUGAUGACAGCGCAGUCGACCCAGGACAGGAGCCCCAGUUCAAGGAACUAAUUCUAAUUCUUGGAUGUAUAUGGUUGGGUGUAUUCCUGGCUGCACUAGAUACAACAAUCGUUGCAACUCUCACUGCGCCCAUUUCGUCAUCGUUCAAUUCCUUCUCUCUACUUUCUUGGCUAGCCACAUCGUACCUGAUCUCCAAUGCUGUAUUUCAACCGCUGAGCGGCCGCUUGACCGACAUCUAUUCGCGACGCGCUGGUCUAAUUUUUUCGAACGUGUUCUUCGCUGCAGGGAACUUGAUAUGUGGUUUGGCCAAGAGCGAAGGUACCAUUGUAUUAGGCCGUGUUGUGGCAGGAAUAGGAGGCGGUGGUCUGACGGCUAUCUCGACAUUUGUCACAUCGGAUCUAGUUCCUCUUCGCAAACGAGGUGUCUGGCAAGGCAUUGGUAACAUCUGUUAUGGAGCGGGAAGUGGACUCGGCGGUGUCUUCGGAGGAUGGAUCAACGACACUCUGGGAUGGAGAUGGGCUUUCUUGAUUCAGGUGCCCUUUGUUGUCGUAUCAGGCAUCCUUGUUGCCGUGACGGUGAAGAUACCCGUCAAGGAAGCGGACACGGCCAAGUUGAAGCGGGUCGACUUCUUGGGAGCUAUCACCCUGGUCAUUACACUUGUGUUAUUGCUACUUGGACUUAAUACUGGGGGUAAUCAGGUGCCAUGGACUCAUCCGUUGAUCCUCACGACAUUGCCGCUUUCCGCCGUGUUUCUCUUCAUCUUCAUUCAUAUCGAGGCAAACAUUGCGUCCGAACCAGUCAUCCCUGUGCGUCUGCUUCUCGACCGGACCGUAUCCUCGGCCUGUCUUACCAACUGGUUCAGUACCAUGGCGAUCUUCGGACUCCUCUUCUACCUCCCCUUGUACUUUCAGGUUGAGGGACUAUCGGCCACUGCCGCUGGCGUCAGGCUGAUACCCCAGGCGCUUGGGACAUCCCUUGGCUCUCUUGCUUCGGGGUUUCUCAUGCGUGCUACCGGACGGUACAAGAUAUUUAGCAAUCUUUCCAUGAUUCUUCUCGUCGCUGCAGGUGCCAUGAUCUGCACUCUGAAUCUGGCAACGCCUGCUUGGAUCCCUUUUGUCUACUUCUUCUGCCUAGGCACGGCUUACGGCAGUAUGCUCACCGUCACCCUUGUGGCACUUAUUUCUGCUGUCGACCACGAACAUCAUGCUGUCAUUACAUCCGCAUCCUAUGCAUUCCGCAGCACAGGCAGCACCAUCGGUAUCACCAUUGCAUCUGCAGUUUUCCAAAAUAUCUUGAAGUCGGGGCUGUGGUCGCGCUUCGGUGAUCGCGAGCAUGCCCGAGAGAUUAUCUCACGCAUCAGGGACAGUUUGGACGAGAUCAAUAAGGUUCCCAAGGAUUGGAAGGCAGGAGUUCUAGACGCUUAUAUGGAUUCCUUGCGGGCGGUUUUCCUGACAUUACUUGGACUCAGCGUCUUGGGGGCCUUGGUCAGCAUGGCCAUGCGGGAGCACAAGUUGCACAACAAUCUGGCCCGAAGGGACGGUGAAUAGUCAUGCUAUUCAUGUUAUAAAUAGGCGGGUAUAUAUAUUUAGGUAGGCGCUAGAUAAGCUGCCUAUUGUCUUUUAAUGCAGCUAGUUCUGCUACUGGCAC
Molecule: messenger RNA, 1831 nt
Organism: Aspergillus novofumigatus IBT 16806
Lineage: Eukaryota; Fungi; Ascomycota; Eurotiomycetes; Eurotiales; Aspergillaceae
Product: MDR family MFS transporter
Exons: 2
Coding region: 100-1731 (543 amino acids)
Biological process (GO): basic amino acid transport; transmembrane transport
Cellular component (GO): fungal-type vacuole membrane
Molecular function (GO): basic amino acid transmembrane transporter activity
Source: RefSeq, a predicted model, not a curated record